Talaromyces proteolyticus is the source of this 357-nucleotide messenger RNA. RefSeq lists its product as uncharacterized. The transcript is spliced from 2 exons. NCBI's taxonomy places the organism in Eukaryota, Fungi, Ascomycota, Eurotiomycetes, Eurotiales, Trichocomaceae. Bases 1 to 357 code for a protein of 118 amino acids. The record is from RefSeq and is a predicted model, not a curated record.
AUGGCCCCCAUCAACCUCAUCACCCGCCAAUCUUCCUCCUCCUCCUCUUCCUGCAGCGGCCUCUCCGGCGGUGCCAUCGCAGGUGUCGUCCUCGGCACAAUCGCCGGCACGCUGCUGAUCGUCUGGCUCAUCAAAACAUGCUUCCUGCCGGGCGCUCCUGGAAACAGGCACCCGGACACAUCGGAUAUUGUCUACAGCCAGACGCCGGCAAGACGCCGACGUAGAAGAAGUGUUCGGUCGGGUCCAGAUUAUGUGGAUUAUAUCGAGAAGCCGACGAGGAGCCAUAGCCGGCGAGGGAGUGGGGUGAGUGAGGUUAUUAGAGUGCAGAGGCCGGAGAGGGUUUAUGUCUCUUCUUGA